CAAAUUUCUAUUUAGCUAUUCUCCAUCUUACAGUCUUUUUGUACUACUACCUAGUCGAUCAUUUUUUCGUUCCUUAGUCUUACAUCUGAAUAAAUUCGACAUUUCAUAUGGACAAUAAAAUAGCGGAUAAGGAGUAUUACGAGAUAUUAAAUGUUCCAGUGAACGCAGAUUUCACGACUAUAAAGAAAUCAUACCGUCGUCUGGCAAUUAGACUUCAUCCGGAUAAAAACCCAAAUAACUCGGAGGAAGCACGAGAGAAUUUCCAAAAGCUUGGCGAAGCUUACCAAGUCCUAAGUGAUCCUGAACUACGAAAAAGAUAUGAUUUAUAUGGUAAAGAAGGUGCUGUACCUGAGGCAGGCUUUGCAGAUGCAUUCGAGUUUUUUAGGCAACUUUUCGGAGGUGAAUCCUUUAAAGAUUACAUUGGAGAGCUCAAUUUGUUAAAGGAAUUGUGCAAAUCAAUGAAAGAUUCUUCUUCUGAAUAUAAAGCCAUUGAAGAUACUGAUGAAUCGAAGAAAAAGUUGCAACAUGAAGAAUCGCUACAGGAAAAUUUAUUGUUACAAGAACGAAUUGAUACCCUUUGUCAUAAUCUAGUUGAUAAACUGUCUAUUUGGACAGAAACUGACAUGUCUGAGCCAGUUACCAAUGCAUUUAAAGAAAAGAUGCGCUUGGAGGCUGAAGUAUUAAAAGAAGAAUCAUUUGGUGAAGAAUUACUUAAUGCUAUUGGAUCUACUUACUUCCAAAGAGCGAAAAUUUUUCUUGAAAGUCAGUCAUUUUUGGGAAUUAAAGGCCUUUGGAGUAGCUUGCGAGCAAAAGGCUCACUGUUGAAGGAUACUUGGAGUACAGUCGUAAGUGCAGUGGAAGUUCAAACGAAAGCCGAAGCUCUUGCCAAAGCAGAAGAAGAGAGCAAUUGGACAAAAGAAAAAAGAGAAGAAGCUGCUCGCGAACUAACCGGUAAAGUAUUAUCAGCGACAUGGAAAGGAACUCGUUUUGAAGUUCAGAACGUUAUUCGGAACGUUAGUGAUAAAAUUCUUUUUGAUGAAAAUGUUCCGCAAGAAAAACUCUUACAACGCGCUCGUGCCUUGCACAUGGUGGGCGAAGUAUUUCUUUCUGUUGCUCCAAAACGAGAACGUAAUGAUAAUUUUUUUGAAGAACUUUUAAAUCAACAAACACCCUCACAAGGGUAAAUAAUGUACAUAUGCUUAAUCUAUUAGUCAUUAUUUCUCGAUAUUUAAAUUUUACGUUUGCUUCUUAUAUUAAUAUAGAUUGAUUUACAUAUUUCUCCU
Molecule: messenger RNA, 1283 nt
Organism: Schizosaccharomyces cryophilus OY26
Lineage: Eukaryota; Fungi; Ascomycota; Schizosaccharomycetes; Schizosaccharomycetales; Schizosaccharomycetaceae
Product: DNAJ protein Caj1/Djp1-type
Exons: 3
Coding region: 108-1184 (358 amino acids)
Source: RefSeq, a predicted model, not a curated record